Molecule: messenger RNA, 1644 nt
Organism: Ustilago hordei
Lineage: Eukaryota; Fungi; Basidiomycota; Ustilaginomycetes; Ustilaginales; Ustilaginaceae
Exons: 4
Coding region: 1-1644 (547 amino acids)
Molecular function (GO): nucleic acid binding
Source: RefSeq, a predicted model, not a curated record
AUGACUCUCUCAGAUUCAUGGCACCCUCAAAGAAGCACCCAAGCUCACAACCAGGAACUGGGCAUCCUAUCCAACUGGCCCACAGCCGUGAAACACCUCAAUGGUACCAUAGCCCCAGAGGACAAGAAGUACAACUGUGCUCUCAAUGGUGAAUUAUGCACCAUCCUCCAGAGUAGUGCUCUGCUCACUGGAACCAAUAAUGUCAACUAUCUAUUUGUAUGCCCAGCCAACUUGGAGCCUUGGAAGUUGCACAAUCUCUAUUGCAGACUGAAGAAGGACCUCAUGAAGAUGGAGAAGAUUGCUGAAUCAACUUUGCUCAAUGAAGUUGGAAAGAUUUGCAUGUUCCAAGUGAACAUCUGCAAGCUUAUGGCUGACAUCAAUGAGCACUGGGCCAAAGCCAAAUCCAUGGGCCAUGUGCUCCCUGAGAUCCUCAAGGUCAAGAUGCUCAUAGACCAGGCUCAGUAUGUCACUUCUUACCAUCACUGUAUUGUCACUCUUGAAGACACUGGAAUGGCAUCAAAUUAUGAGAUACUAUGUGCUGCACUGUCUAGAUGCCAAGACAGCAUGACUGCUCAAAUGGACCACAGGGCUGGCGACCUCAAGACUGCUCAGGCAAACUUAGCCAAUGGGCAAGAUGAUUGGUGCAACAUCACCUCUGCCUACCAUGCCUCCCUGGAUUGGCAACCCAUGAACUGGAUUGUAGACUCAGGUGCCACCAAUCAUGUCAUAAACAAGAAAUCAAAUCUUAUUUCCUCCACUCCUUGCACUGGUUUUGUGAAGACUGCAAGUGGAAUGAAGAUUCGCAUCAUGGCAAUCAGUCAAGCUAUGCUCAAUGUAAAUGGUCAUGAAGUACUGCUUGAUAACAUACUUUAUGUUCCAGAUUUGGACACAAACCUGAUAUUGGUAAAAGCAUUAGCAAACAAUGGUGCAUGUGUGACCUUUGACUCUAAGCAUGUGAUUCUGGAACUACAAGAUGGUAUGACCAUUACCAGUGAUCUCAACUCCCACACAAGACAUUAUGAAAUCUCUCAACCACAGCAAGAAGCAAUGUUAACAUACCCAGACAAUGGAUUAUCUGGAUUACCCAAAACAUUUGAUGAUGAGACAAAAGCUGAAAGACACAAGUUCACCCCAGGUUUCAUGCAUGAGCGAUGCAGCCACUUGGGGCGGAACAAGUUGAAAUUGAUUGAAAAGCUGUACAAAAUCAAACUCCCAAGCUGCAAAUGCCAAGACUGCAUCAUUGGCAAGUCGACCAAAGCCCAAAUGGGCAGGGGAAGUGGUGCCCAUGCCAAGGAACCACUGGAUUUGGUGCAUGUCGAUCUGGCUAUGCACUGGUCCACAAAGACUGAGGUCACAUGCCUGUUAGUUGCCAUUGACGAUGCCUCAAGCUUCAUGUACAUGAAGCCACUCUGGGCCAAGUUGGAUGCACUACAGGUAUUAAAGGAAUGGAUUCAUUAUGCUGAGGUGCAGACAGGCCACAAACUUAAAACACUUCACUCAGACAAUGGGGGCAAAUGGAUCUUAGUGGCUGCCAUUAGCUGGCAAAAUGAGGCAGGGUUUUGCUGGCAGAAAACAUCGGCCUACACCAACUUUUGGUUGCCUUGCAUGGGUCAAUGUUCCCAAAGCGAAAUGCAAGAAGCUUGA